AUGACCCAGCCCAUCAAAACUGACACUUGGCUCGUCGAAGGCACAACCGGCUUCAACAGCCUACAUCUUCGUCGCGAAGGUCUCUACCCAUUCCCCAUGACCCUCCCACGAGUGCCGUGCUCUGAUAGCGCAGGCAUCGUCCUCUCCACAGGGCCUCGCGUCGUCCACUUCCGCCGCGGCGACCGCGUCUGCACGCUCUUCAACCAAACGCACCAGUCAAACCCCAUCACGCGCGACUCCAUGAGCUCUGGCCUGGGCGGCACCCUCGACGGCACCCUGCGCAAGUACGCGGUGCUGCCCGAGACAGGCCUCGUCAUGGCGCCCAGCAACCUCAGCCCCAUCGCUGCCAGUACGCUUAGCUGCGCGCCCCUGACGGCCUGGAAUGCGCUGUAUGGCCUGACGCCGCUGAAGCCGGGAGAUGUUGUGCUGACGCAGGGGACGGGUGGGGUGAGUCUUGCGGCCAUCCAGUUUGCGGUGGCGGCUGGGGCGAUGGUGGUGGCCACGACAUCGUCGGAGGAGAAGGCGCUGCGGCUGAAAAAGAUGGGCGUGCAGCAUGUGAUUAAUUAUAAGACGACGCCGGAAUGGGGGGAGGUUGCGCGGUCGUAUACGCGCGGUGGGCGUGGGGUGGAUCAUGUUAUUGAGGUUGGCGGCCCGGGCACGAUGGCGGAGUCGCUAAAGGCUGUGCGGAAGGAAGGGAUUAUUACUGUUAUUGGGUUUCUGGGUGGUACAGGAGGAAAGGGCGAGAAGGAACCGAGUAUUUUGGAUCCGUUGGUGCAUAUUUGUACUGUCAGGGGGAUCUUUGUUGGAUCGCGGCAGCAGAUGGAGGAUAUGGUGCGCGCGAUUCAGACAAACAAUAUCCAGCCGGUGGUAGAUGAGAAGGUGUUUACAUUUGAGAAUGCUAAGGAGGCGUAUCAAUAUCAGUGGGACCAGAAACACUUUGGGAAGGUUGUUAUUAAUGUGCAGGAUGCCUAUGUCAAUGGGAAGGCCAUUCGAGCCGCAAAGACUGCCACAUCUUAUAUUUGA
Histoplasma capsulatum G186AR is the source of this 1023-nucleotide messenger RNA. RefSeq names its product alcohol dehydrogenase. Bases 1 to 1023 code for a protein of 340 amino acids. The transcript has 3 exons. Gene Ontology annotation, molecular function: oxidoreductase activity. NCBI's taxonomy places the organism in Eukaryota, Fungi, Ascomycota, Eurotiomycetes, Onygenales, Ajellomycetaceae. The record is from RefSeq and is a predicted model, not a curated record.